This is a messenger RNA of Rotaria sordida, 3468 nucleotides long. The record is from the annotation of a GenBank genome assembly. NCBI's taxonomy places the organism in Eukaryota, Metazoa, Rotifera, Eurotatoria, Philodinida, Philodinidae.
AUGGGUACUCGAACAUAUUUUAAUCAUAGAAGUCUGGCAUUCAUUGUACUUAUAACUGGUAUUCUCGGUGGUCUUCUCAUUGUUUUUUCGAUUUUAUUACUAUGCAAAUAUUGUUUAAAUCGAAAAAAUUUGAGAGAAGCCGAACAAAUGAAACUUUUAUACGAAACAUUAAAUCAAGCGUCAUUACUCGAUUCAAAUCGUUUAAUUCAUCGUGGUAUUCGAGAAUGUUCACCACUUGAACCACGUCGAUCAAAUCCACUCGAUCGAUAUCAAAUUGCCGAAGAUCAACGGCAAAUACCUAGUUCAAAACAAGUAACAUCAGAUUAUCAUUCAUCAAACGGUCAAAGUUUACAACCUAAUCAAUCUUAUCAUGAGAUUCGAGAACAUAUUGGUAACAAACAAAAUGAAUCUCAUAUUUAUAGAAAUACUAAUAUGGAUGAUGAACAAGCUUAUUUACAAGUUGAUCCACGUUGUUAUGUUCGACAAAAUUCAAAUAUUUCAUUAACAACACAUAGAAAAUCAGAUACACCACGUCUUGAAAAAGGUCAUUCACUUAAUGUUGAUACACGUUCAUCACCAUCAGCAACUUCCUUAUCACCUUAUCGUCAAAGUAGUUUUGAUGUUACUUUUGCUUGUCGUUCUCAACCACAACCAUUAACAUCAUCACCUGCAUCAUCAAUACAACAAGAAAUAUAUUAUACACCACGUGGAUCAAGUCUUUCUGUAAUUGGUAAUCCAUUAUCAAAUACUUCAACAAUAUCUCAACAUUUAUCUCCACCUACACCUUCAACAAGUCGAAAAAAUUCUAAUUCUAUUAUUGUUGAGAAAAAAAAUCUUACAGCAACAAUUGAUCCAUUAGAUCAAACAUCGAAAGUACGUGCAUCAAUUGCACAACGAGAACAUGAAAUUUCUCGAUCAUUUGAACAAUCAUCAUCAUGUCCACCAGUUCAAGAACCUCCACCAGUUCAAGAAUCUCCACCAUCUAAUCAUACAACAAAUGAUAAACAAUCUCGUAGUUUUGAUGCUGUUCAUCUUUUACGACCUGGUACAAAUCGUGUUGAUGCUAUUAAUCGUCGAACAAAAUCUUAUGAAUAUGCUGAUGAUCAUCGUCCAUCAAUAUCAUCUAUUGCUCCACCACCUAUUAUUAUUAAAAUUCCUGAUAUGACUGAACUUGUUCAAGCAGCUCAAUUAUCUCAAUUAAAAAAUCGAAGAGAAAAUACAAAUAUAGAAGAAUAUCAAAGAAAUACAAGUCGUAAAGCAACUCUUGUUCAACAAGCAAGUAUAAAUGAUUAUGAUGGUUUAACAACAGCAGCACAUGAUCUUUGGCGUUUACGUCAUUCGUAUGAAUUUGAACAACAACAAUUAGAUCGAACAUCUCCUGAUGAAUUCUCACCAGAUUUAUCAACAUCAAUUGAUUCAGCUGGAGCUUUGCCUAUUCAUAAUAGUAAUAAUAGUACAAUUUCAGUUGGUGGUGGUGGAGGUGAUGAUGAUCCAUUAAAAUAUCAAUAUCGUCGUAAAAGUUCAUCAAAUCUUUUAUUACCACCACCAGAAGUUCGUCGUCAAGCUCUUCGACGUACAUUUGAAAAACGUCGUAGUUGUAUUAAUCAAUCAAAUAAUCGACGUGAAGAACGAUUACUUAAAAAUCAAAAUGAUUUAGAUGAUGAAAAUAAUAAAGAUUCAAUCAUAGAUUUUUCAAGUUUAUUAAAUAAUUUUAAUUCUAAAAGUGAUAAUUCAAGUUUUGAACGAAGUCUUGAAACUGAUUUUGAUAUGCAAUCAGAUACAAGUAGUCGAGGACCAAAUGAUCAAUUUACAUCAAUUGAAUCAUCAGGAAAUGAAAAUGCUUUACCUGAUGUUACUUAUCGACAACAACAGCAACAGCCAGAACAAAAAGAACAACAACAACAACAAUCACCACAUCAAGAUGAUAGUGGUUAUAGAUCAUUAGAAAGUCAAAAUCGAACAUUCAGUUUAGAUUGGAUGUCACAUGAUGGAAUCGAAAGUGUUAUUUAUAUUGGUGAUGCACGUAUUCAACAAAGGAGUGUUGAUGUUAAGGAUUUGGAUGAUGAUUUAGCUCAACAACAACAACAGCAACAACAAACAAAUAAUAACCGUUCAAAAAUUCUUCAGAAAGGUCUACAUCAUUCCUAUCAAGAAGCAUCAACAAAUCUUAUUCCUCCGAAAUUAUCAAAUUCCCAUAUGAUGCAACAACGUAGUUUAUCAACAAACAUUCCACUUGUUGAAAAUCAUAAACCAAAUCCAAUGAAUCUUUCCAUAUUUCCAAAUAUAAAUCAAACAUAUUUAAAUCAUAAUAAUACGGAUAAUCAUAAAAUUAUAUCGUCAUCAUCAUUUAUUCGAUCAGCAAGUAAAAAACGACGAGAAUUUAGUAAAGAUAAACGAAAUACUUCAUCUAAUAUUAUUCCAUCACAUAUAACAACUGAUGAAUAUCCAACAAAAGUUUAUCAAAUUAAUGAAACAAAUACGAAAUCUUCAUCAUCAUCAUUACAAGUUCGACAUCCUGAUCUUCGUCGAACUAAAUCUGAUGAUACAAGAAAUUUAAUUUUACAAAAUCAAGAUGAUUCAUCUACAAAAGAACUAGCAUUACAUUCACAUGAAGCAAAAUCUGAUACACAUAUAUCAUCCAAUACUGAUAGUAUACUUCUUUCUACUUCAUCUUCAAGUCCUAUUCGACAACGUCUUUCUCCUACUAUAACUAAUACAAUUAAUUCUCGUCAUAUUCUUCAACGUUCACCAUCUACAACAACAUCAUCAGUUAGUUCUAAUCCACAAGUAGAAGCAUUUCGUUCUCAACGUGGUUCAAUAUCAUUUGAUAAUCAAACACCAUUAAUUAAUCCUUCAACAUCAUCAACAAUAAAUAAAACAAAAGUCUUACCAACAUAUUCAAUUCUUCCAACAUGUAUAACAAAACCACGUCUAAAAUUUAGUAUGGUACGUGAUACAGCUAUGGCUAGUUUAAGUCAUAAUGCACCCGUUUAUUCAAUGCCAAUAAUACGUGAUUAUAGUAUUGAUGAAAAAACAAAUCGUAUUGUUAAUGAAUUUCUUAUGCAUGAUCCAUCAUUAGAUGGUAAAAAAAAACAUACUAAUGAUGAUAUUUCAUAUCGUGGAACACCAAAACGUCAUUAUCAUCGAAUACGACAAAAAACACUUGAAGAAACAAUAUCAAUAAAUAGUAUACAAAAACAAUCCCAACAACAACCUCGAUCACCAGUUAAUAAACAACGACAUCAUAGUUCUUUACAGACAAAUUUGCGUAAACAUUCUCAUAAUCAAUAUCCAUCUAUACAUCUUUCUGAUAAUAUAGAACAACAUGAAGAAGAAGAUAGUAGUGAUCCAGCAUCACCUUUAUUAAAAGUUAAUCAACAAUUAAUAGUUUCUACACGACGAGAUAAUAAUCUGACAGUUGAAUCUCCAUCGAUUAUUAUUACUGGUGAUGAUAGUGGUAGUCAAUAA